Molecule: messenger RNA, 1785 nt
Organism: Parathielavia appendiculata
Lineage: Eukaryota; Fungi; Ascomycota; Sordariomycetes; Sordariales; Chaetomiaceae
Exons: 2
Biological process (GO): chromate transport
Molecular function (GO): chromate transmembrane transporter activity
Source: RefSeq, a predicted model, not a curated record
ACUAGAUCCGCAUGGAGUACAUCGCCUUUCUUACCGAUCCCUCACUGGGGAUGAGCGAUUCCAAUCGUACUGUCGACGUGUCAAUGAGACCGUACACUCCAAGGGCACUCCCAAGGCCAGUAUUGCUUGUGCCUCGGCAUGGGUUGUCCCGGCCUAAAACCGGCUAGCCUUGGAUGGCAUCAUUGUCCCUGCAUUGCGAUGUCUGGUUUUGUUCCUCACACAUCAUGUCUGAACGACAGAACCUGCCGGUGACCAACCUUCAAAACAAGUGUUAAGUUCAACAGUUCAACACAUGAGCAACAUGCUCCCUCCUUCCGUCCGGGCGUUGAGCCGCCGGGCCUGGAAGGUCAUUCGGGUCAACUGGCACCUGGGAGUGACCGCCUUCGGUGGCCCGCCUGUGCACUUCAAAAUCUUCAACGAAAGAUUCGUUAAGAGAACGCAAUGGAUCGACGAGCAGGUCUUCCAGGAGCUGUUCAGCAUCUCCCAGUCGCUGUCCGGGCCCGCCAGCACCAAGAUGCUGUACUGCAUCAAUCUCAUCCGUGGCGGCUUUAUGUCAGCUUUGCUUAGCUUCCUGAUCUGGAGCCUCCCCGGCGCCAUCGGGAUGUACGCCUUGUCCAUUGGCGUAUCCAACAUCAACGAAACACUCCCGAGACCCGUCUACGCCCUGCUUUCCGGUCUCAACUCAGCUACGGUUGGAGUCAUUGCCAUGGCCGCCGUUGAGCUAUCCCAGAAAGCCAUCACAGACAGGCUGACACGCCUCAUCGUUUUCCUGACGGGCGCUGCUGGCAUGCUGUACAACGCACUCUGGUACUUCCCCGUCCUGAUGGCCGUGUCAGGAAUUGCGACGCUUGUCUUUGACUUCCGCUGGGUCCACCGGCCUCUUGGCCGGCUUGUCACCGCCGCUGGGAGACUCCGAGUCCGAAGCCAGACCAACGAGGAAGGUUCUGAAACCGGAAACAGCGCAGCCUGCUCCCACCAUUCGAAUAUCGACGCCCAGCCUCAACCCGAGCCACCCACGCCCGUCACAGACCUCCCAAUCAACGAACCCUCACCCUACCCCGCUGCAACCGAAUCCGAACCACGCAUCAUCCCCCCGUCGCACCAACUCUCCCUACCGCACUCCCUGACCUGGAAGACCGGCACAUUCAUCAUCGCGUCCUUCCUCCUAACCUUCGUCGUCACCACGACCCUCCGCAGCACCCUCCACCUCUCGCCGCUCCUCUACCGCCUGUUUGCAAACAUGUACCUCGCCGGCACCAUCAUCUUUGGCGGCGGCCCCGUCGUUAUCCCCCUGCUGCGCGAAUACGUCGUCGCCGAGGGGUGGGUCUCGGCCCGCGACUUCUUGAUCGGCCUCGCCCUAAUCCAGGCGUUCCCGGGGCCGAACUUCAACUUUGCUGUGUUUCUGGGGAGUUUGACGGCACUGAAGGCGGGGUAUAGCUCGGCUUCUGGCGCCGUGGUCGCGUGGGUGGGGAUUUUUAGUCCUGGUUUGGUGCUGGUGCAUGGCACGAUGGGCAUUUGGAGUGCCGUGAGGAAUAGGAGGUGGGUGAAGAGUGCCUUGAGGGGCGUCAACGCUGGCGCGGUUGGGUUGAUGUACACGGCGGUGUAUAGGAUUUUUGAGGUUGGUUAUAUCGAUGAGGGUUUUCAGGCUGGGAGGAGUCUUGGGGAUGACCCGUGGUGGGUGGUUAUCACGGCGACAAGUUACGUUGGGGGGAGGUAUUUUGGGAUUAAUGCCCCGUUGGCCAUUGUGCUGGGUGCGGUGAUGGGGCUGCUGAGGUAUGCUGUUGU